CCGGCGGGACCCGGCGCGGGCCGCUCACCAGAGUCACAUGUGACGAGGCAGCACCGUCUAACAUCAGCAGCACAGCGACGUAUGAGUGCUCGAAGGCAGGCAGAGGUAGCUGUCGCGUUGAUCUCCUCUGGGUAGAAGCAGGAACGAAGAUCUGUCUGCUGUUACUGUUUAGCGCGGCAGACAGUAACUGUUGAAGCAGACAAGCAGACAAAUCGAUCGAACAGGGCUUGACUGGCUAUCUGAUAGUGACUAAUGCAGGGUUGACAGUACCCGGAAGGAGAGAGGAACGUACCGUGAGUGGCAUCGUCGAGAAAAACGGAACGUAAAUACGUCAAGACAACGACGUACCUCUCGGUCAUAGCCGCUGUCUGGAGUGUGCUCGUGCUGUGGUCGUGCUAGAUAGCUUAAGAAAUAGCUGUAAAAAAGUGUAGAAUGGUUUUUCUUUCAUGUAGAUUGCCGUGUGCCAUGUACUUGUGACCUCAAAGGAUCUACCCCAAAGUUAGGGCGUGUACAACUGUCUUGGUAACUUGAAAGUGCGAUCUCAUUUAUCGGCCAGUAAAACAUAAAACUUAUCGGUAGCACAAUUCAAUUGAAAAUAGAACUAGGUCGUUUGCGCAAUCGAGGUUUACUAUAAAAUAUGUGCGAUUCAUGCAAUCGUCAGAUCCAAAUUAUUGUGUACAUGUGUAGGUUGUGAGAUUGAAGAAGAAGAGUCAACGAAACCUCUCACCCCAUCUUUCGUGUACCUUUUUUUCGUCAUAGGUGAAGCUGUGAAGGGGUGUGUGUGUGUGGCUGUGGAAACAGUACUCAAUUCCUCGUGCAUUUAAAACACGGACAAAAGGAAAGCUCUUAGAACGUGUGGAGUGGACAUCCAGGACAUACCGAUUAUCGACUCAAGUGAAACGAACGAAAAACGAGUGGCGAAUGCUGGAUUUAUUGAUAAUCAAGAAACAGCCGUGCGUGCGUAUGCGAUUGUACGGCGAUUAACGGUAACAAAACAAACUGAAAUAUUGAAAGUGAAAAAAGUGGCAAAAAGGCCGGUGAAGUGGCCGAGGCCCACACGACGAAAGGGUACGUAUCACCGACAAAAACCGCUAGGAGAUGACGACGCUCCAGGUGUAAGUGUGAACCCCAAAUUUCUGUGACAGAACUCUGUCGUAGUUUACUGCACACGCCUCGCACCCUGCGCCGUGUGACGCGCCCUUUUGAAGUAAAAUCGAUCCCAAUACUUCGUCACAAUUCGCGUCAAGAACCGAGAACCCGUGCCCGCCUACAGAAUGGAGUGCGCGGCAGAUCUUGUCGAACAGAAUAUGCAGACAACACGUGAUGAACCUAUCGACGAUGACGAUUAUGGCGGAGACGAAGAAGACGACGAGCAGGAGUUGGACUUGAGACGGAGUCCGUGCGAGAACGGCUCCAGUGGGGGCGAUCUUUCCGAUCCCCCCAGCCACGUAUCGUCCACCUUGUCGAAGGAACUCGGCGGACUAAAGGACUGCCAGGACCCCAUUCAGGUAUCGGCCGCGGCACUAGCUACGGCUCAAGCGAUGUUUGCUGCUGCCGGAAAAGCUGCCGAUCGUGUCCCACCACUUGGCCUUUUACCGGGAGCCCAUGGCUUUCUCAAUAGUCCAGCACACUUGCAGGCGCUUCGAAAUCCUGCGUUUCUACAGCUUACACAGAAUCUCGGAUUACCCGAUCCAACAGAUAAGCAGUAUGCUUUCGACGAUCAACUCAAACAGAUAUUCGCAAGCCAACAACAACAACAACAACAGCAACAACAACAACAACAACAGCAACAACAACAACAACAACAACAACAGCAACGAGCAUUCAAAGCUCCAGGAGGCCAAACAUCGCCCAAUCCUGACACAGACACUCCCAAGCAGAAGUCGAGCACAGAGUUCUGCCGUGACUUUAAAUUGUUGUAUGAACUCAGUGACGACCCGAAACGUAAGGAGUUCCUCGAUGAUUUGUUUGCCUUCAUGCAGAAGCGAGGUACACCAGUGAACCGUAUUCCGAUUAUGGCAAAACAGGUCCUCGACUUGUACGAGCUUUACCGAUUGGUUGUGGCGCGAGGCGGUCUUGUCGAAGUAAUCAAUAAGAAGAUAUGGCGCGAAAUUACGAAAGGACUCAAUCUGCCAUCUUCCAUCACAUCAGCGGCAUUCACUCUGCGUACGCAAUACAUGAAGUACCUCUACCCGUAUGAGUGUGACAAGGAAAAACUUAGUCAUCCUGAUGAGCUGCAGGCGGCCAUUGAUGGAAACCGUCGCGAGGGACGUCGUUCGUCGUACAAUCACUUUAACGAAAUGCUUUCAUCAGGAACCGCCGGUUCGGGUGGACCUGUACGUUCGCCUAGCAGCAACAAUGCCCCACCCCUAUCACUUGUUCCACAUCGCGGCUUGCUUCAGCUCAACGGUGGACUCAACGGAAAUAACAAUAAUCUACAUGGAGCUUCCUCGGGUGAAGAGGACAACAGUAUCGGUUCAAUGAUCGCUGGAGCUGGCGGAGGUCUUCUAAGCGGCCAGGAGCAGGCGCUCAAUCUCGACGUGAAAAUGGAACGUAGAUCGCCUCCAUUGCCGCCUGGCCUCGGCAGCCUUCCGCCUUCAUCGCAGCCUCUGCCCUCGUCAUUAAAAAGGAAUCUGUCAUCGUCUGGGGGCGCAAAUAACAGUGGCUCCCCACUCGAUCAGUUGAGUCCAUCGGAUCACCUGUCAACGGCGCAACAAAUUAAGAAACUCUGCGCGGAGGAACUUAUAAAAACACAUAUACAGCAGCAGCAGCAGCUACAGCAGAGUAAAGCUCUGGGACCUCUCCUUGGCAAAGAUGGUCGACCGGUUGAAGCUGGAAUACCAGUUAGUAUGGAAAUCAAUGGUAUCCUGUAUCAAGGGAUUUUGUUCGCGCAAACUAAGAUUUGAGCUGCGAUUAGAAACCAUCGGAUACAACACUCUGAGAGGAAAAUCAUCCACACAAGAUUUUCAAGGGACAAGACGCAACAGUAACGACGCCAUCGACACAAAGGCAGUAAAGCGUAUGAGCAUAAAAUACAACAGAAGACGUGUCGAAAGGCGUCCGGCCUAGGACUGGCCUUAUCGUCAGGACUAAUCUUGAGGCUCUGUAUGAUAAAGAAUGCGUGCGAGUACUGUUUGGGAAAACGUAACACUGAGAACAAGUUCGGUUCAUUCCACCCAAUUCGAUAUGUCGAUAUCGGUAACAGCUACGUUGUUAGAACAAGAUCGACAGGGGUGAUUCCUUUGGUUCCCGCGCACCCGCCUACUGCUGGAUUAUUAGACUUAUUUCAUAAACAAAUAAGUGUUGUAGGAACAUACAGAAAACGAUACCUAAUGUGGAACGAACAUACACACAGCGUAUGUAUGUCGAGCAUAUGUGUUACAUCUAGGCUGUCACAGGCGACUCAUGUCCUAGAUAACAACGCUUCUUAGCAGAUUAAUUGAUUCUAGUGGAAGGCGAACUAUCUCUAACCGUGACAAAAAGCCGCUAAAUGAAAGAAAGCCAUCCUGUAAUAGUGCGAAGCGCUGUGAAGUAGUACGAGGUGGUGAACACGCUAGAAAACAACUUUUCAUCCUCCCCCCUCCCCCCUCCGCCCGCCUUACGCAUAUUAUGAAACGCAUAUGCAGUCAUGUGGUAAUAGCAGACGACGUACGAACACAUGUGCACGAAAUCUGGAGGACAUGACAGUCUUGCAUAACAGGCUACUGCUUCAAAGAUAAACAAAGACCUACAACGAAGAAUAUAACACUACAGUAACAGUGUGAAGAACAGUUGCUUUUUCAGUUUGGCUGUCCUACGCGUUUGCGUUGGCGGGCGACAGAGCCAAGACAGUAAGCAGGAAGUGACUGCGAUGGAUGGAGAAGGCAAGAACGAAUGUAGCGCAUUUACCCUCGAGCAUCUCAAAAUCAAAUGCAAUUACUAUAGGGACAAAUUAAGGACUAAAGAUUGUCAGCGUGAACAUGAUUCAGCCCUCAAAUACAUUAGUUACUUCUAGAAUUGUGUAUUAUGGGUUAAAUAGGUCGGGGCAAUAGCCAUGUUGAGAAAAUCGGGAACAAACAACGGAAAUUUUUUUCACGUUGAUCAUAAUUUCGUUUCAUUGACAUAAUUAUUACUUUUCUCUCUCUCUCUCUCUCUAUAUAUAUAUAUCUACGUAUAUAUAUAUAUAUACGUAACAAAUAUUUUUGUUGUAGUUAUAUUACUAUGUCUAUAAUCACUAACUGUGUAAUAAGCCGACUAGCAAGCGGAUAUAAAUUAAAGGGAAUGUGUAGGCGUAAAGGCUGAAGGAGAGUUGACGUGGGAGACAACAAUCCUCGUUAUUUAAUCUGUGACAUUAUCGGCGGUAGUGAUCCUACCCGCGAAGCAAUUACGCCUGAAAAAAAUACUAAUGGGCAAGACAAAUAGGUCUACUGCAAUGUACUCGCGAAAAGAGGUUGCAACAAGAGACGAUGAAAUUGAUGCAGGAAACGAAUGCAUAUUUAUUUUGUGGCGACGAAGUACAGCGAAUCACACCGAGAGAUAAACAGCUGCCACGGCAGAAGAGAACAAAGGAGACCCUCGAAACUCCUGGACUCAAGGAUAGCACAAUGGACGAACGUAGAGAACGAAGAUCAAGCGUUAAUCGAUACGAUAGCGGCUAAGUACAAGUACUAGCAUUUCAUUAAUAAUAGAAUCAUUCAUCUUCCGUUCUUAUUAUCAAAGGAGAUACACAUUGACUCAACGUCAACAAACACGUGGAUGCGAACACGUCUAACACGCAUAUCCGACGCAGAUAGAGAGAGCGUGCUCUGUAAUACCGUACCAAACUGAAAUCCGCAGAAUCGUGUUAGUGUUCGAGAAAGAGGUCAUCGAGUCUUAAAUAUCGUCAACAGUAGAAUAUAAAACAGCAUAAAAAGACCAAAAAAAAUCUAUCAUACGAAUGGAUAUUAUAGUAUAUCUAAGAAGUCGGUCAUUAUAGAGUAGCGGAAUGGUCUCAUGGUCUCACCUGCUGAAGCUGGAUUUUCUCGUCGUAUGACGCAGUCUCGUCGCCUCUUGAUGUUGUAAAUAGUUUUUGAUGAGCGAUAGAUGUGGCACUAUUCAGCAUCGAGUAGUUCUAGCUGUACGACUGGGGUAUAUAUAUAAUUAAUACUGAUCAGUUCAGGAUCUAGUAGGAAGGAGUAUGGAAAUCCUAGGUAACACAGGAGAAGGGGACGAAUAAUCAACCACCCUUCCCUCUCUACGUAUCCUGGUCAGCGCCCGCAAGAAGAAAGCGGACGCGGAUGGAUAAAAUGACGUCAGUGUAAAUAUGAAUGUGACGCAGCAUCAACGAUAUCUGAAGGAACUAAGCAUAGAGGGCGAGUGAAAAGAUAAAUAACAAUGAUGAAUUAUUAUAAUAAUGAUAAAAACAUAUUGAAGAGGAGGGCAGACAAGCGAUAAUAGCAACAAAGUGGCUCAGCAGUGAUAACAAACCGAUGCUAACUUCGACGUUACACUGAAUAGCGUUGAGGAAAAAUACGAAUGAAUGCAUAUGAAUGCAGCAGAAGGACAUGAUGACAUACAAACUGGAACAAAAAUAAAUGGAAAUAAAGCAGACAGAAAAGAAGCAACAGUAAUAAAUCAAUCAAUAAACACUACU
Varroa destructor (honeybee mite) is the source of this 5611-nucleotide messenger RNA. RefSeq lists its product as uncharacterized. Gene Ontology annotation, molecular function: DNA binding. Gene Ontology annotation, cellular component: nucleus. Gene Ontology annotation, biological process: regulation of transcription by RNA polymerase II. Lineage: Eukaryota; Metazoa; Arthropoda; Arachnida; Mesostigmata; Varroidae. The record is from RefSeq and is a predicted model, not a curated record.